Nicotiana attenuata is the source of this 714-nucleotide messenger RNA. RefSeq names its product putative F-box protein PP2-B12. NCBI's taxonomy places the organism in Eukaryota, Viridiplantae, Streptophyta, Magnoliopsida, Solanales, Solanaceae. The transcript has 4 exons. The coding region runs from base 1 to 714 and encodes 237 amino acids. The record is from RefSeq and is a predicted model, not a curated record.
AUGGGGGAUUCUGAUCUGAUUAUCCGUCAAGCCCAGGGAGAGUGGGAGACCCGAGAUGUUAAGCUCAUUCCCUAUCGGCGACAUGUGGAAGACCUCAGCAAGCGCUUCAAGGCGAUAGAAUUCAGUUUAAGCGACAGUGCUAAAAUCACAGAAUCCGGGGGUCAGACUUUUUGGGUUGACAAAACAAGUGGGAAGAAAUGUUAUCUACUAUCUGCAAGACGACUGGUAAUUUCUUUUUCAGACAUACAAUUAUUCUGGGAAUGGAUAUCUGACACUGAUUCAAGAUUUCCAGAUGUAGCAUUCCCCAACACUAUUGAUUUACUAGAUAUCCGAGGCAAGAUUGGAACUCGAGCAUUAUCUCCGAGAACAAAUUAUGCAGCUUAUCUAGUGUUCAAAACAUCAGAGAGGUACCAUGUCCUUGAAUCAACAAAUGCAAUGGUUAGAUUUGUUAAUCAAGAGAGUGAAGACGAGGCUGAAAAAAGAGCUACUACUGUUAUACUUGCAGAAAGAGCGCCGAGGCAUAUAAAAGGAAAAUUACCAGAAAAACGAACAGAUGGAUGGUUAGAAGUAGAAAUUGGAAGUUUUUACAAUGGUGAAGGAGAUGAUAAUGGUGAUGUACAAGCAUGGUUGUUGGAUUCUAGGCCUUUUCAUGCUAACUGUGGUCUUAUCAUCGAACGCCUUGAGUUUCGGCCAAUAUGUUCAAUGUUAGAAUGA